Molecule: messenger RNA, 990 nt
Organism: Mustela erminea (ermine)
Lineage: Eukaryota; Metazoa; Chordata; Mammalia; Carnivora; Mustelidae
Gene: CISD3
Product: CDGSH iron sulfur domain 3
Exons: 6
Coding region: 253-777 (174 amino acids)
Cellular component (GO): intracellular membrane-bounded organelle
Molecular function (GO): 2 iron, 2 sulfur cluster binding
Source: RefSeq, a predicted model, not a curated record
AGCACUUAGAAUAGUAGUUCACAUACCAGUAAGCCCAAGGCACCCAGGUUCCUCCUGUUGAAAACUCAUAUACCUGUGCCCACCCGCAAGGAGGUGAUGUGGGUGCCCGGUCGGGCGGCAAGCCGUUAAAAAAGCAACCUCCCUGGGCGAUGAGCUGGAGCCGCAUCGCUCCCCGGUAACCUCGGCCUGAGCCGAGGGCUCCCGGGAGGUCCCCGCCCACACCAGGAGGCGCGGGCCGGGAACGCCGAGGCCAUGGUACCGGAGCGGACGCCGGACGGCCCCCUCCGCACCCAUUCCCCGGAGGGUCUCCGAGCCGGCUGCAGUAAGCUCAACCAGAGGCGGUACAUCUCCUCCUGGCUGACCGGAUGGUUCCCCAAGACCCCAGCCAAGUCCGUGGUGGCCCAGAAAACGCCCAUCAAGGUGGAGUUGGUAGCUGGAAAAACCUACAGAUGGUGUGUGUGUGGCCGCAGCAAGAAGCAGGAAGCACCUGAGCAGGAAGUUCCCAGGCAAGAGGCCUCCACUCCAGCUCUGCCGCUAACUAGCAAGUCAAGGCAGGCUUCAGUUUCCAUGAUCCAGUCUCUGCUGGAACAGCUUCCACCCUUCUGUGACGGCUCUCACUUCUUCCAACGCACUGGUCUAUCCCCACUCAAGUUCAAGGCCCAGGAGACCCGCGCAGUGGCCCUCUGCACCUGUAAGGCUACCCAGAAGGCCCCGUACUGUGAUGGCACCCACCGGAGUGAGCGGGUGCAGAAGGCAGAAGUGGGUUCCCCACUCUGAGGGACCAGCCCCAGGCCUCUGGUGGGCACCCCUUUUGUGGGGAAGGAAACGGAGUGCUGAGGCCAAAAAGGGACCACCCAGGGACCCCAGUCCCAUCUGCUGGUUGUGAAGGGCUUGCUCCCAAGACCUGAGGUCUCUCAGGCAACUGGGGACCCCACCUCUGGCUUAUUACCUGCUGGUGAAAGUGGCAUUAAACUCUGUACCCGCCCGGCA